This is a messenger RNA of Ilex paraguariensis (yerba mate), 4101 nucleotides long. The record is from the annotation of a GenBank genome assembly. Lineage: Eukaryota; Viridiplantae; Streptophyta; Magnoliopsida; Aquifoliales; Aquifoliaceae.
AUGGCGCUCUUUCGAAAAUUUUUCUAUCGUAAGCCGCCGGAUGGACUUUUGGAGAUCUCUGAAAGGGUUUUUGUCUUCGAUUGUUGCUUUACAACUGAUGUUUUGGAAGAUGAUGAUUACAAAGUGUACAUGGGAGGCAUAGUGCGUCAACUCCGUGAAUACUUUCCAGAUGCUUCAUUCAUGGUAUUUAACUUUCGAGAGGGAGAGAAUCAAAGCCAAAUAGCUAAUAUAUUAUCCGAAUACGAUAUGACUGUAAUGGACUAUCCUCGGCAGUAUGAAAAUUGCCCAUUACUGCCAAUGGAGAUGAUCCACCACUUUAUGAGAUCAAGUGAAAGUUGGCUUUCCCUGGGGCAGCGUAAUGUGCUUUUAAUGCAUUGCGAGCGUGGUGGCUGGCCGGUCCUAGCUUACAUGCUAGCCGCCCUCUUGAUUUAUAGGAAGCAGUACACUGGAGAGCAGAAAACUUUAGACAUGAUAUACAAGCAAGCACCUCGCGAGCUUUUGCAAUUGAUGUCACCAUUGAAUCCAUUACCUUCUCAAUUAAGGUACCUACAAUAUGUCUCAAGAAGGAACGUGGGCUCAGAAUGGCCACCACUCGACAGGGCGCUCACAUUAGAUUGCAUAAUUCUCAGAGCCAUUCCUAGUAUCGAUGGAGAGGGGGGUUGUCGUCCAAUAUUUCGAAUAUAUGGACAAGAUCCUUUUAUGGUUGCUGAUCGAACUCCAAAGGUGCUGUUCUCGAUGCCAAAGAGGAGCAAAACUGUUCGGCAUUACAAGCAGGCAGAUUGUGAACUUGUUAAAAUUGAUGUCCAUUGCCAUAUUCAAGGUGAUGUGGUGCUCGAGUGCAUUACCUUGGAUAAUGAUCUGGAACGUGAAGAGAUGAUGUUUCGAGUAAUGUUCAACACAGCCUUUAUUAGAUCAAAUAUUUUGAUGCUUAAUCGCGAUGAGAUUGAUAUACUUUGGAAUUCUAAGGAUCAAUUUCCCAAGGACUUUCGAACAGAGGUUCUUUUUUCAGAGAUGGACUCCACAUCUUCCCUUGUCACGAUUGAUUUGCCUGGUAUUGAGGAUAAAGAAGGUCUUCCUGUAGAAGCAUUUGCCAAAGUUCAGGAGAUUUUUAGCAAUGUGGAUUGGCUUGAUCCAAAGUCAGACAUAGCUCUGAAUAUGCUCCAGCAAAUCACAGCAUCAAAUAUUCUCCAAGAGAAAUUGGAUAGUCCCCAGAGUGCCAAAAAAUACAUAUUGGAGAGUGGUUCUCCUGAGAGUGCUAAAAAAGAAAAAAUGGAGUGUGGCUCUGCCCAGAAUGCCGGAUUAGAAAAACUGGAGAGUGACUCUUCUCAAUGUGUCCAAAAUCAAAAAUUGCUGAGUUGCUCUUCUGAGAAUACUUCAAAAGAAGAAUUGGAGGAUGGCUCCCCCCAGAGUGCUGGGAAAGAGAAGUCAGAGAGUUGCUCUCUGCUGAGUGUUAAAAAUGAAAACUCGGAGAUUUGCCUUCCCGAAAGUGCUAGAAAAGAAAAUUCAGAAAUUGGUGCUCCUCAGAGUGCUAGAAAAGAAAACUUUGAGAGUGGAUCCCCUCAGAAUAUUAGAAAAGAAAAACUUGAGGGUGGCACCCAUCAGACUGCUGUAGAUGGCCUUGAGUUUCGGGGAACAAGUUCUGAAAAAGUUGCGGAAACACCAAAAUCCAAGUCAGCAGAAAACGAUAUCACAAUUUCACGGCCCAUAGAUCCUAGGGAACAAUCUAUGCCCUCUUUGAAACCAACUGGAGACUCAAACGUGAUGACAAAGAAGAUUGAGUCCCAAGAACUCCUGGUUGCUCCUCAGAGGCAUGCUCAUUCUAAAAUCAUAGCCAAGAGAAUUCCUCAAACUUCUCUAUCAAUUCCAGCUUCAAAUUGCAGUUCCUUGCAUGGUUCUCCAGUGCCUAUCUCUAGGUACCAUAGUGCACCAUCUAUCCUUGGCAUUACAGCUCUAUUGCACGAUCAUGCUGAAUCUAAAAAUAAAGAAAGCAUCCACCUGGUGACAGGAUCCCCACAUUCUGCUGUUUCAUCUCCUCUUCCGCGUGUUCAUAGACCUGUGCAGCCAAGUGUUGUUUCCAUUCCAUCCCCACCCCAGCCACUGCCCUCAAAGCAGCUUUCUCUAGAGGCUGCAACGGUGACCAAAACUUCUUAUGCAACCCCUCCCCCCCCUCCUCCACCAGUACCACUACCUCAACCAUCACCAAUGGAGCCACCACCAAAACCAUCCAGUCAUCAUCUAUCAGUUUUAGAACCAUCACAUUCUUUACUUAAACACAAUGCUGCAGCAUCACUGAAGGGUGAAGGACAGUCCUCAUUGGUUCCUCCUCGUCCCCCACCUCCCGCCCUUUCUUUUCCAGGGGCAUCUCCAUUUCCCUUUGUCAAGAAUUCAUUUUCAACUCCCCCGCCCCCUGCUCCACCUCCUCUUUUCUUGGGAGCAGCUCCAUCUCCCACUACUAGCAACUCAUGUUCAACACCCCCUCCUCCCCCACCGCCACCCCCUGGGACUGCUUCUUCGAAUACCUGUCCAAUUACUUCUGUUCUUCCUAUGAAAAACUCAGUUGUCCCAGGCCAUCCCCAACCUCCACGUCCUCUACUCUCAGGGCCAGCCUCCGGUUCUACUGUUAGACCUUUAGCACCACCACCCCCACCUCCUCCAAGUUUUACUCCAAAGGAUCCCGUGUCUAAGAAUUCAAUGCAUAUUCCACCUGUUCCACCUCCACCAGCUCCAUUGGCCAAUGGCUUAUCAAAAGCUGCUGGUGGUUCUUCACAACCUCAUUCUACAGGUAGUAACGGAAAUAUACCUCCCAUCCCUGGACCACUUUUUUCUGCAAAGGGAAGACUGCAACCCCGCACCAGUCUCAGGAACCAGGCUCAACCCAAGAAGGCCUCCCUGAAACCAUAUCAUUGGCUGAAGUUAACUAGGGCCAUGCAAGGAAGCCUAUGGGCUGAGGCACAAAAAUCUGACGAAGCUUCCAAGGCUCCUGACUUUGAUAUGUCUGAACUUGAGAGUCUUUUCUCUGCAACCGUUCCAAAUUCAGAUCAUGGCACAGGCGGGAAAUCAAAUCGUCUUGCCUCAGGACCUAAAUCUGAUAAAGUCCAUCUGGUUGACCUUAGGAGGGCAUACAAUUGUGAAAUCAUGCUCUCCAAAGUUAAGAUUCCUUUGUCUGAUUUGAUGAGUUCAGUCCUUGCUUUGGAUGAUUCAGCACUGGACAUUGAUCAGGUUGAUAAUCUCAUAAAGUUUUGUCCGACAAAUGAGGAAAUGGAACUUCUCAAGAAUUAUAAUGGCGACAAGGAGAACUUAGGAAAAUGCGAAAAGUUUUUCGUAGAGUUGAUGAAAGUCCCACGGGUGGAGUCCAAGCUAAGAGUUUUCUCUUUUAAAAUGCAAUUUGGUUCCCAGGUUUCUGACCUUAAAAAUAGUUUGAAUCUUGUAAAUUCUGCAUCUGAAGAGGUCAGGAAUUCGGUGAAGUUAAAGAGAAUUAUGCAAACAAUUCUUUCACUGGGCAAUGCUUUGAAUCAUGGAACUGCAAGGGGUUCUGCUGUUGGAUUUCGAUUGGAUAGUCUUCUUAAACUCACUGAUACACGGGCCCGUAACAGAAAGCUGACCCUUAUGCACUAUCUUUGUAAGGUGCUUGCUGAAAAGCUACCAGAACUUUUGGAUUUCCAAAAAGACCUUGCGAGUUUGGAGGCUUCAACAAAGAUACAAUUGAAAUAUUUGGCAGAGGAAAUGCAAGCAAUUAGCAAAGGGCUGGAAAGAGUUGUACAGGAACUCUCGGCCUCAGAAAAUGAUGGUCCCGUGUCAGAAAAGUUUUGCAAGACUCUAAAGGAGUUUCUUCGUUUUGCGGAAGCUGAAGUGAGAUCAUUGGCAGCACUUUAUUCUGGAGUGGGAAGAAAUGCAGAUGCAUUGGCUUUUUAUUUUGGAGAAGAUCCAGCCCGUUGCCCAUUUGAGCAAGGUCCUCUGUUUUUAGUCUUUGUCUUCCAAAUUUUCUUGCACACUUCUGAUUCUUUGGAUCACACUGAAGGUUCAGCUGUACUGUGUUCUGGGGGCUUGGUAAUUAAGUUGCAUAUGAAGCUUUACAAACUAGAUUUGGAAAACAAAUCCUAA